AUGCCGACGGCUAAGCCGUCGGCAUGGGCUGACCUUAUCCACAGCCGCACCCACCCCCUCCACUCAUUCUUCCUCCCCCCACCGUCUCCCCCCGCCCGACCCCGAUCCCCACCCGCGCCGCCGCCGCCCUAUCCCGAUCCUCGCCGCUGCCCCAUCCCCUCCCCCAACUCCGGCGUCGCCCCGCCCCCAUCCCAUCCCCUCCCCACCGCCGCCGCGCCGCCCGCCACUGCCCGCGCCGCCCCCAUCCCCUCCCCCACCGCCGCCGCACCGGCCCCAAUGCCCGCGCCGCCCCAAGACGGCCGUCGACGCCGCCGGGCCGGCCCGUCCCCGUCAUCGGCCGCCCCGUCCCCGGCGGCCCCAUCCCCGGCUGCGGCCGCCCCAUCCCCGACUGCGCCGGCGGCCGACGCCACUGCCCCGCCCGUCGCCGCCCAUCUCCGCCCCGACCUCGUCGCCGCCCCGCCCUGCUCCGCCCUGCCUCUGCUUCGCCAGUGA
Aegilops tauschii subsp. strangulata is the source of this 492-nucleotide messenger RNA. NCBI's taxonomy places the organism in Eukaryota, Viridiplantae, Streptophyta, Magnoliopsida, Poales, Poaceae. The record is from RefSeq and is a predicted model, not a curated record.